AUGGCGGUGGCAUUGCUUAUGUCAUGCGCAGAGUCGUAUCCGCAGGUGAAGCGGCUGGACUUCGGCAAGAUCACGCCGCAGGCCGUCGACUUCUUCAGGUCGGUGGUUGGCGAGGCCGCCGUCGUGACCGACCAGGACGACCUCCUGUUCUACAACGAGGACCAGAUGCGCAAGUACCGCGGCCAGUCGUCGCUGUGUAUCAAGCCCAAGACCACGCAGCAGGUGUCGGAGAUCGUGAAGUACUGCCACGAGCACAAGCUGGCGCUGGUGCCCCAGGGCGGCAACACGGGGCUGGUGGGCGGGUCUGUGCCGGUGUUCGACGAGAUCGUGCUGUCGCUGAGCAGCAUGAACAAGAUCCGCUCGUUCGACCACACGUCGGGUAUUCUGAAAGCGGACGCAGGGCUGAUUCUGGAAAAUGCCGACAACUUUCUCGCGGAGAACGGCUACAUCUUCCCGCUGGACCUGGGCGCCAAGGGCUCGUGCCACAUCGGCGGCAACGUCGCGGCCAACGCGGGCGGCCUGCGGCUGCUGAGAUACGGCUCGUUGCACGGCUCCGUGCUCGGUCUCGAGGUGGUGCUCCCAGACGGCACCGUCUACGACAGCAUGAACGCUCUGCGGAAGGACAACACGGGCUACGACCUGAAACAGCUGUUCAUCGGCUCGGAGGGCACGCUCGGCGUCAUCACCGGCGUCUCGAUCCUGUGUCCGGCCCGGCCCAAGGCCGUCAACAUUGCGUUUCUCGGCCUCGAGUCGUACGAGGCUGUGCAGACCACUUUCAAGAGGGCCCGGGCAGAGCUGUGCGAGGUGUUGUCUGCGUUUGAGUUCAUGGACAGACAGUCGCAGUGGCAGGCCAAGCGGUUCCUCAAGACGGCGCACCCGCUCGCCCAGGACGACCCGGACGUCGAGGUGCCCGAGUAUCCGUUCUACGUGCUGAUCGAGACGUCUGGCUCGUGCAAGGAGCACGACGACGCCAAGCUGGAGACGUUUUUGGAGUCGAUCAUGGAGGACGGCACGGUCGCGGACGGCGUGGUGUCGCAGGACGAGUCGCAGCUCAGAACGCUGUGGACCUGGAGAGAGGGGAUCAGCGAGGCCUCCAACAUGGACGGCGGAGUGUACAAAUACGACGUUUCGCUGCCGCUGCCGGUGAUGUACGAGCUGAUCGAGGUUCUGCGGGCGAGACUGGACGAGCACGGGCUGCGGUCGGUCAGCGACGCGUCCAAGCCGGUCGUCGACGUGGUGGGGUACGGCCACAUCGGCGACGGCAACGUUCACGUGAACGUUAUUGUGAGAGAGUACAAUAAAACGGUGGAGAAGUGUCUGGAGCCGUACGUGUACCAGUGGAUCAGCGACCACGAGGGGUCGAUCUCGGCAGAGCACGGACUGGGCUUCCAGAAGAAGAACUACAUCGGCUACUCCAAGUCGGAGGUGGAAAUUGCGUUGAUGAAAGAUAUCAAAAGCAAGUUUGACCCGCAGGGAAUCAUGAACCCAUACAAGUACUUAUAG
Ogataea angusta is the source of this 1503-nucleotide messenger RNA. RefSeq lists its product as uncharacterized. The record is from RefSeq and is a predicted model, not a curated record. Lineage: Eukaryota; Fungi; Ascomycota; Pichiomycetes; Pichiales; Pichiaceae. Bases 1 to 1503 code for a protein of 500 amino acids. The transcript has 2 exons. Gene Ontology annotation, molecular function: FAD binding; catalytic activity. Gene Ontology annotation, cellular component: mitochondrion.